AUGGGCAUCCUUGCGCCGGCCAUGGUGACGGCGAAGCGGCGCGCUCUGUUGACUGAGGUCUUCGCUCACAAGUUGUGGCUCUGGUUUCUUCUUUCGAAUUAGAAAAGGCUUCUUAGCUGAAGCUGAUGCUGAAGCUGGUUCCGGCUGCCAAACGCAAGAAGCUCUUCUAGUUCCAACACUAACCACUAAGGAAGUGCAGCAGUAACUGAGGUAGUACUACUUGUGCUACUACUAAAAACUACUAGUAGUAGUAGUUACUACUACUUCGAGUAGUAGUAGUUCUAGUUGUAGUCGUUGUCGUAGUGGUAGUCGUAGUACUAGUAAUAGUUGUAGUUCUAAGAUGGUGUGUAAGUGUAGUAGGCACUAUUAGUACUACGGCUCACUCUGGAUCUGGUCGAACAGGAACUCGCCUACACCUAGGCCCACUCAUGAUCUAUUUUAGUUUCUACUUGUUGUUGUUGUUGUUCACGGUCUUGCACUAGUCGCAGUGCUUGCUCUUAAGGUGAGAAUAAUCUUAAGGACAAAGACACUAGCCUAGAGGUUGAGUCUGAGCUACUUAAGCUAGUACUUCUAGCACUAGAAGUAGAACUACAGUCAGCCGGUCCUUGUCCUUCUCCUUCUUGUUCAUGUUCUAGCACUAGCUCUACGUCUAUUUCUAUUCCUAGUCUCUAAUUCUAUCUCUAUCUCUAACUCCGACGAUAGUCUAGACGUAGACUCUAACUCAAACUCUAACUCUAAAAACGCUUUACCUUUACGCUUAGGCUUCUGUUUAUCCUAGAGCUAGACCUAGUCUAAAUCUUAAUUCUUAAUCAUAAUCAUAAUCUAAAUCAAAGUCUUAAUCUUUAUCAUUAUCUAUAUAUACAUUUAGAUUUAAAAUCUAAAUGUAUAUGUAUAAUUGUAUAUCUAGUACUAGUAGAAGUAGCAAUUGUAUUUGUAGUAUGAUUAUGUUUAUGAGUAUGAGCAUCUUUAUGUUUAUCUUAGUCUAAAUCUAACCGUUGUCGAAAUCUUUAUCGAUAUCGUAUACGGAUUUAGAUUUUGAAUUUGAUAUUGAUUUAGAUUUUAUUUUAACUUUUUUUUUAAAUUUAAGAUUAAGGUAAACGUAAAGUUUCUAUUCAAGAUUGAUCAGUAUUAGUCUAUUAGAAAUAGAAUCACUGGCACUGGCACAAGUACUAAUACAAAUACUCUUACGCUCAGUCUAACUGUAACUGUAACCCUAACCCAUAAGGGUAAGGACUCCGCCUCCUCCUUUCGCCUCUAACUAACGGAUGGGCCUUGCCGGAUGUAACUAAUCAGCAGAAUAGUGACGCGUUUGAUGAGUUGUACCGUUACAUCGAAGCAACGGAGGGAGACCGCUUUCACGCGUUCGCGUCAGAUUCCGACAACUUCGCCUGAGGCAGAAGCAUAUCGGGAGUUUUACUAGCGGUUACUCGUUAUCUGGCAUGGGCAUGUGGGUGUCUAAGAUAUCUUCGGGCUCGGUGGGUUGGGAUGAC
Messenger RNA from Amoebophrya sp. A25, 1490 nucleotides. Lineage: Eukaryota; Dinophyceae; Syndiniales; Amoebophryaceae. The record is from the annotation of a GenBank genome assembly.